This is a messenger RNA of Arvicola amphibius (Eurasian water vole), 2265 nucleotides long. RefSeq names its product proprotein convertase subtilisin/kexin type 1 (gene Pcsk1). Lineage: Eukaryota; Metazoa; Chordata; Mammalia; Rodentia; Cricetidae. Gene Ontology annotation, biological process: protein processing. Gene Ontology annotation, molecular function: serine-type endopeptidase activity. The record is from RefSeq and is a predicted model, not a curated record. Bases 1 to 2265 code for a protein of 754 amino acids. Gene Ontology annotation, cellular component: Golgi membrane; trans-Golgi network. The transcript is spliced from 14 exons.
AUGGAGCAAAGAGGUUGGUCUCUGCAGUGUGCUGCUUUCGCUCUCUUUUGCGCUUGGUGUGCACUGAACAACGUAAAAGCCAAAAGGCAGUUUGUCAAUGAAUGGGCGGCGGAGAUCCCCGGAGGGCCGGAGGCUGCCUCUGCCAUCGCCGAGGAGCUGGGCUAUGACCUCUUGGGUCAGAUUGGAUCACUUGAAAAUCACUACUUAUUCAAACACAAAAAUCAUCCUCGAAGGUCUCGAAGAAGUGCUCUUCAUAUCACUAAGAGGUUAUCUGAUGAUGAUCGUGUGAUAUGGGCUGAACAACAGUAUCAAAAAGAGAGAAGCAAGCGUUCAGUUAAAAAAGACUCAGCAUUGAAUCUGUUUAAUGAUCCAAUGUGGAAUCAGCAGUGGUACCUGCAAGACACCAGGAUGACUGCAGCUCUGCCCAAACUAGAUCUCCAUGUGAUACCCGUUUGGCAAAAGGGCAUUACAGGCAAAGGAGUAGUUAUUACUGUACUGGAUGAUGGCUUGGAGUGGAAUCACACAGACAUAUAUGCCAAUUAUGAUCCAGAGGCUAGCUAUGAUUUUAAUGAUAAUGAUCAUGAUCCAUUUCCCCGAUACGAUCUCACAAAUGAAAACAAACAUGGGACUAGAUGUGCAGGAGAAAUUGCCAUGCAAGCAAACAAUCACAAGUGUGGUGUUGGAGUUGCAUACAAUUCCAAAGUCGGAGGCAUAAGAAUGCUGGAUGGCAUUGUAACAGAUGCAAUUGAGGCCAGUUCAAUUGGAUUCAACCCUGGCCAUGUGGAUAUUUACAGUGCAAGCUGGGGCCCUAAUGAUGAUGGGAAAACUGUGGAGGGUCCUGGGAGACUAGCUCAGAAGGCAUUUGAGUAUGGUGUCAAACAGGGGAGACAAGGGAAGGGCUCCAUCUUUGUUUGGGCCUCUGGGAACGGGGGUCGUCAGGGAGAUAAUUGUGACUGUGAUGGCUACACAGACAGCAUUUACACCAUCUCUAUCAGCAGCGCCUCCCAGCAAGGCCUGUCACCCUGGUAUGCCGAGAAGUGCUCCUCCACACUGGCCACCUCCUACAGCAGCGGUGAUUACACAGACCAGCGAAUAACAAGUGCAGACCUCCACGAUGAGUGCACAGAGACCCACACGGGCACCUCAGCCUCUGCGCCUCUGGCUGCUGGCAUCUUCGCGCUGGCCUUGGAAGCAAACCCAAAUCUCACCUGGAGAGACAUGCAGCAUUUGGUUGUCUGGACCUCUGAGUAUGACCCAUUGGCCAAUAACCCAGGUUGGAAAAAGAAUGGUGCAGGCUUGAUGGUGAACAGUCGAUUUGGAUUUGGUUUGCUAAAUGCCAAAGCUUUGGUGGAUCUGGCUGAUCCUAGGACCUGGAGAAGUGUGCCUGAAAAGAAAGAAUGUGUUGUAAAAGAUGAUGCCUUUGAGCCUAGAGCCCUGAAAGCUAAUGGAGAAGUGAUUGUUGAAAUCCCAACAAGAGCUUGUGAAGGACAAGAAAAUGUUAUCAAGUCCCUGGAACAUGUACAGUUUGAAGCAACAAUCGAAUAUUCUCGUAGAGGAGACCUUCAUGUCACACUCACUUCUGCUGCAGGAACCAGCACCGUACUGUUGGCUGAAAGGGAGCGGGAUACAUCCCCCAAUGGCUUUAAAAAUUGGGACUUCAUGUCUGUUCACACAUGGGGAGAGAAUCCUGUAGGCAUCUGGACAUUGAAAAUUACAGACAUGUCUGGAAGAAUGCAAAAUGAAGGAAGGAUUGUGAAUUGGAAGCUGAUUUUGCAUGGGACCUCCUCUCAACCAGAGCACAUGAAGCAGCCCCGUGUGUAUACAUCCUACAAUACUGUCCAGAAUGACAGGAGAGGAGUGGAGAAGAUGGUGAAUGUGGUAGAGGAGCAACCCACACAAAAGAGCCUGAAUGACAAUCUCCCGGUGCCUCAAAGCUCCAGCAGCAGCAGUGUGGAGAGCAGAAGAGAUGAGCUAGCACAAGGGGCUCCUUCAGAGGCCAUAAUACGGCUCCUACAAAGUGCUUUCAGCAAACACCCACCUUCAAAGCAAUCACCAAAGACGUCUCCAGGUGCAAAGCUCAACAUCCCUUAUGCGAAUUUCUAUGAAGCACUGGAAAAGUUAAACAAACCCUCCUGGCUUGAAGACUCUGAGGACAAUCUGUAUAGUGACUAUGUUGAUGUUUUCUAUAAUACCAAACCUUAUAAGCAUAGAGAUGAUAGGCUGCUGCAAGCUCUUGUAGACAUUCUGAAUGAGGAAAAUUCUUAA